GGUGCGGGGGGCGGAGGUGGGGGGGGCGGGAAGCGGGGCGGGGGGGUGGGGGGGGCACCGGGAGCUCUCGCGAGAUCGGCGCGAUCGGGCCUCCGCUUCCGGCGGCGGGAGCGGUGCAGAGUCAGCUGCGGGCGGGGGGCGCCACCGGCACCGGCACCAGGAUCCGGCCUCGCCUGCGGACGGAGCCAACGCCGCCGUCACCAUGGGCAACAUCUUCGGGAACCUGCUGAAGAGCCUGAUCGGGAAGAAGGAGAUGCGGAUCCUGAUGGUGGGGCUGGAUGCUGCCGGCAAGACCACCAUCCUCUACAAGCUGAAGCUGGGGGAGAUCGUCACCACCAUCCCCACCAUAGGGUUCAACGUGGAGACGGUGGAGUACAAGAACAUCAGCUUCACCGUGUGGGACGUGGGUGGGCAGGACAAGAUCCGGCCCCUCUGGCGGCAUUACUUCCAAAACACCCAGGGGCUGAUCUUUGUGGUGGACAGCAACGACCGGGAGCGGGUGAACGAGGCGCGGGAGGAGCUCAUGCGAAUGCUGGCAGAGGACGAGCUGCGAGACGCCGUCCUCCUCGUUUUCGCCAACAAGCAGGACCUGCCCAAUGCCAUGAACGCGGCAGAGAUCACGGACAAGCUGGGGCUGCACUCCCUGCGCCACCGUAACUGGUACAUCCAGGCCACCUGUGCCACCAGCGGGGACGGGCUCUACGAGGGCCUCGACUGGCUCGCCAACCAGCUCAAGAACAAGAAGUGAGCGGGCGGCCGCCGGCCCCGGCCCGCCCCCCCACCCCCACCCUGCACCCCCGGUUCCCCCCCGGGGCUGUGCCAGGCCCCCCCCGGCCGCCCCCUCCCCGCCCCGGUUGGGUUUUGCUUUCUUCUGGCACCGGUUGCUGUGGGGUUUUUUGCCUUUUUUUGGGGUCUCCUCGGUUCCCCUCGGAUCUCGUGUGUGCGUGCGUGGAAAUAUAGCUAUAUAUAACUUAUCUGGGGGGGCGGGGGGCAGAGCCCUGGGGAGCGGGAUGGGGGCUGGGGGCCACCUCGGUGCUGCCCUGCCCGGGGGAGGGGGGGGCCAUGCCGGGGCACCCCGUCCCCGUGCAUGUCCCCACACCCCUCGCCUUCCUCUGGACCAAAUGUGGGGGCCGCGGGGCCGCAGGGGGCAUUUGGGACCAUACACACCUUCCCCCGCUUUCCCCCAGCGCCCUCCCCCCGCCCUCCCCGGGGGGUCCCACACGUCCCUGGCCCCCCCAUGUCACUUCGAGGCAGGUCUCCUCCCCGCAGCGCGACCCCCAGGGGGGAGGCACGGGGCUGCUGGGACCCCCGUGGUUCCCCCCAGCCGUGUCUCCACACCCCCCGCCCCCCCCCCCAAGCCCUGGCCGCCUGCACCCCAGCCCCAUGCCAGCAUAGUGAUUGUAUGUCCCUGCCCCUCACGGACGGACAGACGGCCCCGUACUGUACCCCCCCCACCCUCCUCCCCGGCACCGUAUUUAUACCCCCGGUCUGUGCUUGGUGUGACGUGUCGCUGCGGCUCUGCCCCGUCCGGGGACGUGUGUACUUGGCCCCCCCCUCUCCCCCACUCCCCGCGCCU
Chroicocephalus ridibundus (black-headed gull) is the source of this 1576-nucleotide messenger RNA. RefSeq names its product ADP ribosylation factor 3 (gene ARF3). Gene Ontology annotation, molecular function: GTP binding; GTPase activity. Gene Ontology annotation, cellular component: plasma membrane; cytoplasm. The transcript is spliced from 5 exons. Lineage: Eukaryota; Metazoa; Chordata; Aves; Charadriiformes; Laridae. Bases 203 to 748 code for a protein of 181 amino acids. The record is from RefSeq and is a predicted model, not a curated record. Gene Ontology annotation, biological process: intracellular protein transport; vesicle-mediated transport.